GGGCGCUGCUUGCGGCUGCGAUAGGUCUCGUGGUAAGCACGAGCUGCAUGGUGCGCGGCGCCCAUGGCCACGACUACCGCGCCGCGCUCGCCAUGUCGCUGCUCUACUUCGAGGGCCAGCGCUCCGGCCGGCUGCCGCCGAGCCAGCGCGUCCAGUGGCGCGGCGACUCGGCUCUCGGCGACGGAGGAGACCACCGCGUCGACCUCACCGGCGGCUACUACGACUCCGGCGACAACGUCAAGUUCGGUUUACCCAUGGCGUUCACCGUGGCGACGCUGUCGUGGAGCGUCGUGGAGUACAGGGACAGGCUCGACGCGGCGGGCGAGCUGGGACACGCUCUCGACGCCGUCCGGUGGGGCGCCGACUACCUCGCCAGGGCGCACGCGUCGGCCGGCGGCGGCGGCGAGGCGCUGUACGUGCAGGUCGGCGACGGCGACUCCGACCACUCGUGCUGGCAGCGCCCCGAGGACAUGGACACGCCCCGCACGGCCUACAUGGUGAACGCCUCCAGCCCCGGCUCCGACGUCGCCGCGGAGACGGCUGCCGCGCUCGCCGCCGCCGCCGUCGCGUUCACGGGCGCCGACGCCAGCUACGCCUCCACGCUCCUGGUGCACGCCAAACAGCUGUUCGAGUUCGCCAAGAACCACCGUGGACUGUACCACAACAGCGUGCCAUCAGCUGCAAAGUUCUACGCAAGCAGUGGCGACGAGGACGAGCUGCUCUGGGCGGCAGCCUGGCUCUACAUCGCCACCGCCGGCGAGGAAGAGUACGAUGGCUACAUCGCCGGUGCCACCAACCUCGGCGGCGUACGUUCCAUGUUCAGCUGGGACGACAAGUUCGUCGGAGCACAGGCAUUGGUCGCCAAGCUCGUCCUCCAGGGGAAGCUGCCCGGCGACGGCAGCCACGCCGAGAUGAAGAGCAACCUGGAGCAGUUCAUCUGCAACCUCGUCCUGCACGGCGGCGGCGGCGGCGGCGCCAGGCUCAGCCCCGGCGGCAUGCUGUGGUGGGACUCAUGGAACAACAUGCAGUACGUGACCCUGGCGUCCCUCGUCCUCGCCGUGCACGCCGACCACCUGACGGCGGCGGGGGCGGCGGCGGCGCUCCGGUGCGGCGGCGCUUCGCUGCCGCCGGCGCGGCUCACCGCGUUCGCGCGGUCGCAGGUGGACUACAUCCUUGGCACGAACCCGGAGACGACGAGCUACAUGGUCGGGUACGGCAGCAGGUACCCGGCGGAGGUGCACCACCGGGCGGCGUCGCUGCCGUCGAUCAAGUCCAGCCCGGCGAAGGUCACCUGCAAGGGCGGCUUCGACUACUUCAGCAAGGGCUCGCCGGACCCCAACGUGAUCGCCGGCGCCAUCGUCGGAGGGCCUGACGCCAACGACCUGUACAACGACUCCCGGCAGAAUUUCCGGCAGGCCGAGCCGUCCACCGUCACCGUCGCGCCCAUCGUCGGCGUUCUUGCAAGGCUUCUGCCUUAAAAUUGAUAGAGAUUCAUGUAUUCUGUCAAUGACAAGCAUGGACAGACAG
Molecule: messenger RNA, 1527 nt
Organism: Oryza brachyantha (malo sina)
Lineage: Eukaryota; Viridiplantae; Streptophyta; Magnoliopsida; Poales; Poaceae
Product: endoglucanase 14
Exons: 5
Coding region: 48-1478 (476 amino acids)
Biological process (GO): carbohydrate metabolic process
Molecular function (GO): hydrolase activity, hydrolyzing O-glycosyl compounds
Source: RefSeq, a predicted model, not a curated record